Messenger RNA from Aspergillus saccharolyticus JOP 1030-1, 525 nucleotides. RefSeq lists its product as uncharacterized. The record is from RefSeq and is a predicted model, not a curated record. NCBI's taxonomy places the organism in Eukaryota, Fungi, Ascomycota, Eurotiomycetes, Eurotiales, Aspergillaceae. The transcript is spliced from 2 exons. Bases 1 to 525 code for a protein of 174 amino acids. Gene Ontology annotation, molecular function: metal ion binding.
AUGGACACUCCCCGAUACUCUCCAGAAUCCACAUCAGCGAGCCAAAGUGACUACCCGACGCUGUUUCCGAACCCCAAGCGGCGCCGCCUAGCUCCUCUUUCCCAGCCCGAUAGCCAGACAAGUGAGGUGGACUCCGUGGACUUGACGGAAUUGGACGAUGUGUCGGAAGUCUCGAGAACUCAGGCGAAACAGCGGGCAGAUGCUAUUCUCGCUCAACAGUCACUCGAACACAAAGACAACGAGUCGUCCUUCGCCGCCUAUAAGUGUCCUGUAUGUAUGGACACACCCGUGGAUGCUACCAGCACUGUGUGUGGACAUCUGUUCUGUCACAAAUGCAUUAUAGAUACGAUAAAAUUCAGCGAGGAACGGUCAGACUCCACUAAUAAAGCGCCAAAGGGCACAUGCCCAGUAUGUCGAAAGCCGUUGUCGAGAAAUGAUGUUGCAGGUCCAAAACGACAUUUGAUUCCUCUGCAAAUCAAACUGCUUCGGCGCAAGAGAAGGGAAGGGGAUAACGCACCUGCGUGA